Molecule: messenger RNA, 1431 nt
Organism: Fusarium keratoplasticum
Lineage: Eukaryota; Fungi; Ascomycota; Sordariomycetes; Hypocreales; Nectriaceae
Exons: 4
Coding region: 1-1431 (476 amino acids)
Molecular function (GO): lipid binding
Source: RefSeq, a predicted model, not a curated record
AUGGCCUCUCUUGUCAGCACCUUGACCGCCUCUGGAGGCACAGAAUCCGCAGGCUUCCUCAACGACAUUAUCGCUCAGCUAUGGCCCAACAUCAAUGUCGCCGGCGGCAGAAUGAUCAAGGAGAUAGUCGAGCCCAUGCUCGAAGCCAUGCUUCCUGGUCCUCUCUCCUCACUACACUUCGUGAAGCUUGAUUUUGGGCCUACCCCGAUCCAUCUCUCUCACGUCGACGUUCACAAGACCGAGCUCCAAGGCAUCAAGCUUGAUAUGGACUUGGACUGGGACGGCAAGUGCGAUUUUGAGCUUGAAGGCGGCAUGGUGCCCAAAAUUGGAAUCGAGCAUGUCAAGUUGAGGGGAAGACUGUCAGUCCUGCUCUGUCCCUUGACCAACGUCAUCCCCUUGAUUGGGGCUGCCCAGGUCGCUUUCAUCAACCCGCCGACUCUUGAACUCGACUUCACUGACGCCGCCAACAUCGCCGACUUUUCCAUCAUCGACAAGGCCGUUCGCAAGGUCAUUCUCAACAUCAUUUCUUCCAUGGCGGUCCUGCCCAACCGCUUUCUCGUCAAGCUCGACUCUUCCAACGACUACUUCAAGACCUUCCAGCACCACCUCGGUGUUAUCCGCCUCACGAUUGGCGCCGCUACCGGGAUUACGGGCCCAAAGAAGAGCGGGGCCAAGCGACUCCUCCAGAAGCUCGUUAAGGAUGUGCCCGACUGCUAUUGCGAUGUAACCGUUGGUGCGGAAGAGGAGUGGCGCACUUCCACUCAAAAGAACAGCCACGAUCCCGAGUGGAACGAGACACACGACUUUCUCGUCACGGAUUACGACCAGCGCAUUACUGUUGACGUUAAUGACGACGAUCUCGGUGGUGACGACGAUAUUGGCAUCGCUACCACGACUGUCAAGCAGCUUCUUCUGGCCGGCGGCUCCCAGGAACUCAGUCUUGUCCACAAGGGUCAGCCUACCGAGGGCAAGCUGACGCUGCGUGCCAAAUUCUUCAACUUUGUUGGUGAAACCGACAGCAUUUCGGCCGAGAGUCAAGAGGAGGGACAAAUCUGCGGACUCGCCACUGUACUCAUCGCCGGCGUCACCGGACUGACUGGCCAACGCGACGAGCUCAACCCCAGCGUCAAGGUUACAUGGGGCGACAAGGAGUUUGUCACUCCUGCAAAGACUUAUAGCCCAGGCACGGACAUUUUCAACCCUGCCUUUGACUCAGCCUUCCGAUUUCCCAUCACGGCCGACGUGCUUGCUAACCCCCCGAACUUUAAGCUUACGCUGAUGAAUGGAAAGGAUGAGGCUGGAAGCUACGAAGUUCCGUACGCAACUGUGGCUGAGGCUCCCGAAAUGGGCCUCGAGCAGGAGUUCGACGUUGGAGCCGGUGCGGCGGUCAGGGCUCGGGUCGCCGUUCGCGGAUUGCGGCUUGCUGAGUGA